UCGGGACGACAGCCGAGGCACGGGAGGACUAACCCGGGGACGGCGGCACCGGGAGGCGGCUGGCAGGCGUUAACAGCUUCGCUCCCCCUCCUCAUCCUGACCCCGCACCGAGGGUUGUUUUUCGAACCCAAACUUUCCUCUCUUCCGGAGCGACACCGACACAACAAUGUUGUCUGAGGGAUUUAUGGCUCCCGGUUCUUUGUGCCGACUGUGAGUGACAUUUGAACCCGGACAAUAGGCGACAGCGGCGGCGGCGCUCACUAUGGUUCUGUCGGCGGUCCGCAGCAGGAGAUGUUUAUAUCGCUGCUGGAUGGGGACGCUGUGCCUUCAGUUGUUGCUGUGGAUUUUAUGUGCGGUGAACGGAGAGGCGCAGCCGUUCAGCGUGGAGGCAUGGCUCCAAAGGUAUGGCUACCUCCCACCUGCAGACCCCAGAAUGUCAUUGCUGCGUUCUUCCCGAGUCAUGCAGUCUGCUAUCGCUGCCAUGCAGCGCCGCUACGGCCUCAAUGUUACAGGGACUCUGGACAGCACCAUCAUAGAGUGGAUGAAGAAGCCCAGAUGUGGCGUUCCUGACCAGAUGGCAGGUGUUACAAAAUUCAGCGUCAGGAAACGGCGAUACGCCCUCACGGGACAAAAGUGGCAACACAAACAUAUCACUUACAGCAUAAAGAACGUGACACCCAAGGUCGGUGCGGAGGAGACCCACGAUGCCAUCCGACGAGCUUUUGACGUCUGGCAAAACGUGACGCCGCUGCGCUUCGAGGCCGUGCCCUACAGUGAACUGGAGCGGACCAAGAGAGACGUGGACAUCACCAUCAUCUUUGCCUCAGGUUUCCAUGGCGACAGCUCACCGUUUGACGGUGAAGGCGGAUUCCUGGCCCACGCCUACUUCCCAGGGCCGGGCAUUGGAGGCGACACGCACUUUGACUCGGAUGAGCCUUGGACACUAGGAAACCCCAACCAUGAUGGGAAUGACUUGUUCCUGGUCGCGGUCCAUGAACUUGGCCACGCGCUGGGACUGGAACACUCCAACGACCCCACGGCCAUCAUGGCUCCUUUCUACCAGUACAUGGACACUGAGAACUUCAAACUACCUCUGGACGACCUGCAGGGUAUCCAGAAGAUUUAUGGACCCCCUGAUAAGAUCCAACAGCCCACCAGGCCUUUACCAACGGUGCCCCCUGCUCGCUCCCACCCGCCAUCGGACCCACGCAAACCAGACCGACAGACCAGACCUCCAAGGCUGCCGCCCGGGGACAGACCAUCCCACCCAAAUGCCAAACCCAACAUCUGCGACGGAAGCUUCAACACCUUGGCCAUACUAAGGAGAGAGAUGUUUGUCUUUAAGCUCCCAACUCCACCCUCCACCCUUGUGUCUCGUGCCGGCUGCUGCUAA
This is a messenger RNA of Entelurus aequoreus (snake pipefish), 1393 nucleotides long. RefSeq names its product matrix metalloproteinase-16. Gene Ontology annotation, molecular function: metalloendopeptidase activity; zinc ion binding. The transcript has 7 exons. Gene Ontology annotation, cellular component: extracellular matrix. Lineage: Eukaryota; Metazoa; Chordata; Actinopteri; Syngnathiformes; Syngnathidae. Gene Ontology annotation, biological process: proteolysis; collagen catabolic process; extracellular matrix organization. The record is from RefSeq and is a predicted model, not a curated record. Bases 263 to 1393 code for a protein of 376 amino acids.